Molecule: messenger RNA, 1347 nt
Organism: Cryptomeria japonica (Japanese cedar)
Lineage: Eukaryota; Viridiplantae; Streptophyta; Pinopsida; Cupressales; Cupressaceae
Product: DNA-directed RNA polymerases II, IV and V subunit 3
Exons: 3
Coding region: 79-1035 (318 amino acids)
Biological process (GO): DNA-templated transcription
Cellular component (GO): RNA polymerase II, core complex
Molecular function (GO): DNA-directed RNA polymerase activity; DNA binding; protein dimerization activity
Source: RefSeq, a predicted model, not a curated record
CUAACGAGUGGCAAUUACAAACAUAAAUAUACACAGAGCGUUGGGAAUAUUGAGCUAAGCACAGAGGAGGCAGCGAAGAUGGAGAUGUCGUAUCAGCGCUUCCCGACUGUGAAAAUACGAGAGGUAAAAGAUGAUUACUUGAAAUUCGAGCUGCGGAACACAGACGUGAGCAUCGCGAAUGCCCUGCGGCGAGUGAUGAUUGCAGAGGUGCCGACUAUCGCCAUAGACCUGGUGGAAAUCGAGAACAAUUCGUCAGUGCUCAAUGACGAAUUCAUCGCGCACAGGCUGGGCCUCAUCCCGCUCACCUCCAAGCGCGCAAUGGAGAUGAGCUUCUCGCGCGACUGCGACCGGUGCGAUGGCGACGCGCGGUGCGAGAACUGCUCUAUUGAAUUCACCCUCCACGCCAAAUGCGAGGGUGACCAGACCCUCGAUGUCACCAGCUUAGACCUCACGUCCUCUGAUGAUGAUGUCGCUCCUGUUGACCGUGCUUCCGGCGACUACGGUCUGACCGAACAGAGGGGCAUAAUCAUAGUUAAACUUCGACGCGGUCAGGAGUUGAAGCUUCGUGCCAUAGCCAGGAAGGGUAUCGGCAAGGACCAUGCCAAAUGGUCGCCGGCUGCAACGGUCACUUUCAUGUACGAGCCUGAUAUUCAUAUCAAUGAGAAUUUGAUGGAGAGCCUAACCCUUGAGGAGAAGCGAGACUGGGUUGAUAGCAGUCCUACAAAGGUUUUUAAAAUUGACGAAGACACCCAUCAGGUGGUUAUACAUGAUGCGGAAGCUUACUCUUAUGAUGAUGAGGUCAUUAAGAAAGCAGAGGCAAUGGGAAAGCCAGGAUUAGUGAGUAUUACUGCUAAAGAGGAUAGUUUUAUAUUCACUGUUGAAUCUACAGGAGCAAUCAAAGCUUCCGAGAUGCUUAUUAAUGCUAUCGAUGUCCUGAAACAAAGACUUGAUACUGUUCGUCUAUCAUUGGAUACUGAAGAAGGUGAUGAUCAGUUUGGUGAAUUAGGGGCACACUUGCGAGGGGGAGCAUUGUAGUUUGGCAUGUCUUAGUAACAUUUCAGUGCUGCUCAAUUUUGUAUCAAUUAGUACCCCUUUUAGUCUCGUUUUUGACAGGAUGAAAUUCCUAAUGCCAUGUCCUCUUAGAAGAAUCCGAUACAGCAUUGAAAAUGCUAGAGACAGGGGAGUGUAUAUGAAUGUAUGCCUCAAUGUAAGAUUACUAAUGUUGACUCGUCAUCCAGAUACUUGCACGCCAGUGAAAGUUGAAACAUUUUGAUAACUAUAGGCUUUUGGAAAUACCUGGUACAAUGUGACGAUUAUAAAAAUGAUUGAAUGCAUCCUUUCUUAUAA